CCUCCCGGUGCAGCCCAGAGGGUCCGGGGCCCAGCUUUCCCGUCCCCACCGCGGCCACAGGCCCCAACGCCUCUAGUCUCCACUCUUCCCCGGUCUGGCCCGUGGAUGUGGUUGGUUACCAUGGUGAAGCUGGCAGCCAAAUGCAUUCUGGCAGGGGACCCCGCAGUGGGCAAGACCGCCCUGGCGCAGAUCUUCCGCAGCGACGGAGCCCACUUCCAGAAGAACUACACCCUGACAACCGGGGUAGACUUGGUGGUGAAGACGCUGCCAGUUCCUGACACGGGGGACAGCGUGGAGCUCUUCAUUUUUGACUCCGCCGGCAAGGAGCUGUUUUCGGAAAUGCUGGAUAAAUUGUGGGAGAGUCCCAACGUCCUGUGCCUCGUCUACGACGUGACCAACGAGCAGUCCUUCCUCAACUGCAGCAAGUGGCUGGAGAAGGCGCGGUCACAGGUGCCGGGCACCUCCCUCCCAGGUGUGUUAGUGGGCAACAAGACAGACCUGGUCAGCAGACGAGUAGUGGAAGCGGCGCAGGCCCAGGAGUGGGCGCUGGGCCAAGGCCUGGAAUGUUUUGAAACAUCCGUGAAGGAGAUGGAAAACUACGAAGCCCCCUUCCAGUGCCUGGCCCGGCAGUUCCACCAGCUGUACCGGGAGAAGCUGGAGGUUUUCCACGCGCUGGCGUGAGGGCUGGGUGCUGCGGGCGUGAGCAGUGGCCCGGCUCCUUGGAAGACGAGAGAAGACGGACUUGCCUCGGCACUUCACCUGUUGUGACAGCUUCAAAUAAAAGGAGAAAAUGUA
Molecule: messenger RNA, 795 nt
Organism: Myotis brandtii (Brandt's bat)
Lineage: Eukaryota; Metazoa; Chordata; Mammalia; Chiroptera; Vespertilionidae
Gene: IFT27
Product: intraflagellar transport 27
Exons: 7
Coding region: 106-681 (191 amino acids)
Biological process (GO): intraciliary transport
Cellular component (GO): Golgi apparatus
Molecular function (GO): GTPase activity; GTP binding
Source: RefSeq, a predicted model, not a curated record